Choloepus didactylus (southern two-toed sloth) is the source of this 942-nucleotide messenger RNA. Its product is annotated as olfactory receptor 10K1. Bases 1 to 942 code for a protein of 313 amino acids. NCBI's taxonomy places the organism in Eukaryota, Metazoa, Chordata, Mammalia, Pilosa, Megalonychidae. Gene Ontology annotation, biological process: G protein-coupled receptor signaling pathway. The transcript has a single exon. The record is from RefSeq and is a predicted model, not a curated record. Gene Ontology annotation, molecular function: G protein-coupled receptor activity; olfactory receptor activity. Gene Ontology annotation, cellular component: membrane.
AUGGAGCAGACCAAUGAGACCCUGGUGAGAGACUUUGUCUUCCUUGGCUUCUCGUCUCUGGCUGAGCUGCAGUGGCUGCUCUUUGUUGUCUUCCUGCUCCUCUACCUGUUCACCCUGGGCACCAACACCAUCAUCAUUUCCACCAUUGUUCUGGAUAGAGCCCUUCACACCCCCAUGUACUUCUUCCUCACAGUCCUCUCCUGCUCUGAGACCUGCUACACCUUCGUUAUUGUGCCCAAGAUGCUGGUUGACCUGCUGUCCCAGAAGAAGACCAUCUCCUUCCAGGGCUGUGCCAUCCAGAUGUUUACCUUCCUCUUCCUUGGCUGCUCUCACUCCUUCCUGCUGGCAGCCAUGGGUUAUGAUCGCUGCGUGGCCAUCUGUAACCCACUGCGCUACACAGUGCUCAUGGGACAUGGAGUGUGCGUGGGACUAGUGGCUGCUGCCUGUGCCUGUGGCUUCUCUGUCUCCCUGGUCACUACCUCCCUUGUAUUUCACCUGCCCUUCCACUCCUCCAACCAGCUCCAUCACUUCUUCUGUGACAUUUCCCCUGUGCUCAAACUGGCGUCUCACCACUCCCGCCUCAGUCAGAUGGUCAUAUUCAUGCUUGGUGUGUUUGUUCUGGUUAUUCCACUGCUACUUAUCCUGGUCUCUUACAUCCACAUCAUCUCUGCCAUUCUAAAAAUCCCAUCCUCUGUGGGAAGAUAUAAGGCUUUCUCCACCUGUGCCUCCCAUCUCAUUGUGGUAACUGUCCACUAUGGUUGUGCCUCUUUCAUCUACCUAAGGCCCAAGUCCAAUUACUCCUCAAGCCAAGAUACCUUGAUAUCUGUGUCUUAUACUAUCCUUACCCCAUUGUUUAAUCCGAUGAUUUACAGUCUGAGGAAUAAAGAGUUCAAAUCAGCCCUUCGAAGAGCAAUGGGCCAGACUUUAUAUCCUGACAGUUGA